Messenger RNA from Dermacentor andersoni, 2553 nucleotides. Its product is annotated as histone H1-like. Gene Ontology annotation, biological process: nucleosome assembly; chromosome condensation; negative regulation of DNA recombination. Gene Ontology annotation, cellular component: nucleus; nucleosome. Gene Ontology annotation, molecular function: nucleosomal DNA binding; double-stranded DNA binding; structural constituent of chromatin. The record is from RefSeq and is a predicted model, not a curated record. NCBI's taxonomy places the organism in Eukaryota, Metazoa, Arthropoda, Arachnida, Ixodida, Ixodidae.
ACAGCUAUUUUACUACUUUACGUGCAUUCAUUUUAAGUGAAAAAAAAAGGACAAGAAAACACAGUGUGUGUGUGAAGUAAUUUUAGAGAGAAUGGAAGAGAUAAGUGCAGUGCCGUAACUGUCUCUCACAGGAGGACACCUCAACAGCACUUUUUCAUGCAGAUGCCAGGUUGAUGAUUUGCAGGUUCAGCAUGAUCGAGUUAAAACUGUCGUGCCGAUUGCCGAAGUAUUGAGUUUUAUUGCUCGCAACCGUAUGAUGAGUGACAGAUGAUCAAGAAAAAGAGAAGCAUAAUUAACCCAAAGAAAGCUACACGGCAUCACAAGACUGCAGUUUCAUCGUAGAUUUACACAGCGUGUUUUAUAACUGUUUUGCAGAUGGUCCACUCCGUAGCUGUUGUUCUACAUAAAAAAAAAAGAUGGUUCUUCGCUCUUUGUACACUUCCACAAAAUCGGUGCACAUUGCCGUGAGGCUGAGCCUGCCCACCCCCAGAGAAGACAGCGCGCGGUCGGUGCGUGUGCUUCCGCAACAGGCCUCUACUGCUCCUGGAGGGGCUCGCGUUGCAGCCCAUAACUGGGAUGCCCUACUGAUUGAAACUAGGAGAUCAGAGCUGCGAAUCCGUGUUCGAGACAAGCCGGCGCGAUGCUUCGUUGGCCUGCUGCGGCGCCCAGAAUGUUGCCGCGCAGGCUUUUUCGGGCCGCAAGCAGCGCUUUCAGAUCGCCUGGGACUUUCCCGCACUUUCGUGCCGAGCCGAGAAAGUGCCUGAACGCGGCCCUAUACGCUGGGCCGCCGUUGCGGCCGGUCGAAGCGGCACAAGGCGUGAAACUAGGGCCCGAAAUGGUCCCGAACUGCGACCCGAGAAACACAAAAACUGAUGUCGGAGUACGGCGCAGUUUGCGCUUUCACUCGGGCAACCUGAGCUCCAACGGGUUGUAUUUGAGCCAGAAUUUGCGAGUCGCCUGUUCAGCAUCGACCAAUGAUGUCAUCGUGACACGAUAGGUGGAUUAGACACCGAAACUAGUGUAUCGAUGAGCAAACGUGAACACCGUAGCGAUAGCGUCUUCUAUGCUAUGGUUGUAGUUUGGUGCGCACAAAAUUGUAACGCGCUGCGUCACAGCGUUCAAUUUUGGUUCUACAGGUAGCCAGGAGUUCGAUACAUCCGGCUGUGCGAAGUAGUUGGCAUUGUAAAGCUAUCUUUUGCGACAUUUCUGGUCUCGAAAAGUGAACGGAUACGAAAUUUCGACAUUUCCAGCAUCGUAGAGACCCGCGGGCUCGCGGCCUCGCGCGAUUGGCCGGUCGGCAGCACGAUUUGUGCCAAUGAGCGGCGAGCGCGCUUUUUUCGCCGCCGCCGCCGGGAAGCCGCGCACCCGGUCGACCGUCACACGCCACUUCGUCGGUUGCUCUCGUAGCGUUCGCACAGGUUUUUUGUCCGUAGCAUUUUCUUUCUCGCAGCAGUCAUGGCCGAGGAGACGAGCACAGCCGCAGCAGCGCCGGCCGCGUCGUCGGCACCCCAGAGCCCCAAGAAGAAGGCGGCGCGCGGAGCCGGCAAACCCCGCACCACGGCCAGCCACCCCAAGGUGUCGGCCAUGGUGAACGCGUCCAUCGGCGAGCUGAAGGAGCGCGGAGGGUCGUCGCUGCAGGCCAUCAAGAAGCACAUGGCGGCCACCUACAAGGUGGACGUGGAGAAGCUGUCGCCGUUUAUCCGCAAGUACCUGAAGUCGGCCGUCACCUCGGGCGCGCUGGUCCAGACCAAGGGCAAGGGCGCCAGCGGUUCGUUCAAGCUGGCUGCGGGCGCCGCUGCGGGCGAGAAGAAAAAGGCCAAGGCUGCAGGAGUCGUCAAGAAAGCCGCCAAGAAGCCCGCCAAGAAGACUCCCAAGAAGUCUCCCAAAAAGGCUCCCAAGAAGGUGGCGGUCAAGAAGGCCAAGCCAGCAAAGAAGCCCAAGGCCGAGAAGAAGGCGUCGCUGCCCAAGAAACCCAAGAAGCCGGCGGCCAAGAAGGCGGCCACCCCAAAGAAGGCAGCCAAGAAGUAAAGCUCGUCCUCCACGAGUCGGCCCCACGGGCACACACAAACGGCCCUCGUCAGGGCCACCCGAAACGUCUGCCUCGGCGGAGCCGUUUACCGCGGUGCUCCGACCCCCGUGACCUCUCGUUUUCGCCCGGUCAUUCGCGGUCCUCCAUCGAUCGAUCGCGCCGCCGUAACCAUGGGCUCCGGUCUCAAAUAACAACCAGGUCACGGACUUCUUGCCCGUGCGCGUUUUUCUGGCAUACUGCGUGGUUAAUGUAUGUAAGUUCUGAUUAACUGUAUAAUGUAUCAAGAUAUUAGGAAAGGUAGUUGACCUAUGACCAGUUUCUGUGCUAUAUUGGUGUUUUAACUUCCUGAACAUGCCGUUAACAGGCUUCUUAACAAGAGAAAGAAUACAUAUUUUAGAGGGAUAAUCUGCUGAGACGGCUUUUGGUAUCGAGGAACAGCCGGUUAUGAACAUAAAAAAACUUUGCUAUUGAAAUAUUUUGGAAACGCUGUGAAGCUAUUAAAUGAUGGUGCCUUUUGCUCUAAA